CCACGCCUAAACCAACCAUAGAACAAGAGCCAUCAUUUGAGUUUUUCUACACUGGUGAACAAGUCCAGCUUACUUGUGACAUGCCAGGUGCCGCAUGGGAAUAUCAUUGGUACAAAGACUCAAAGACAACAGAACUUUCUUCUGCAAAUAAAAAUUAUAUUAUUAAUUCAGCAUUGGUCCAUGACACUGGUGAAUAUUACUGCAAAACAAAGAGACGUGACUUCUCAAUCAAAAGUGAGGGGGAAAAAGUGCAAGUUAAAGCUCUUUCAGCUGCUUCACUGAAUCUGGUCACUGAAUUGAAUGACAUCAUCGCUGGAAAUAUCCUGACACUGAAUUGUGAGGUGUUAGAUGAUAAAACAUGGAAUUACACCUGGUUUGAGAACAGUCAGGAGCUGAAUGAAUCUUCAGGUACAUUAAAGGUCAAAUCAACCGAAGAAACUAUUAAAAAUGAAUUUAAAUGCAGAGGGAAAAGGACAGAACGACCGCUGCAGUCCUCUUGGAGUGAGGGGUUCAAGGCAAAUAAUAUUUUGUUCAAAAGAAAAAUACUGCUGGCCAUUUCAGGCUGUUUUGUCUGCUGUUUUGUAAUUUUGAUCAUUGGAUGCAUCGUACUAAAAAUCACUCGUAAACCAGAAAAGAAAGAGCCAGUUCAUGAAGACUUGUUUAUCUCACUAGCAGAUUCCAAGAACCAAACUACUUCACCCAUGAUGGAGUACAUGGCCAGUAAACCGUUAGAAAAAGAAGCCGAGGAAAAAGAAGAACUGCAGCUGGAUCGUAUUUUAAUCACUCAUGUUGAUGGUGUGAUAAUGGAUGAAGAUUCAGCAUCAGCAGAAACUAAUGACCUAACAUCUUUUAAAUAGCAACCUAAAACGAUUUGUCAACAAUCAACAUCAAGAGGAAGCUUCGCUUUUUUCUACUAAAGCAGUUAAAGUAGCACGUGCAUUUUUAAUAAAACUGCGUUGUGUAUUAUAGCAUAGCACUUUGUCUAAGAGCAAUUGCAUUUUUAUAUAAACAAGUGCUGAAUAAAUGCUUUUGUUUAA
Messenger RNA from Paramisgurnus dabryanus, 1037 nucleotides. Lineage: Eukaryota; Metazoa; Chordata; Actinopteri; Cypriniformes; Cobitidae. The record is from RefSeq and is a predicted model, not a curated record.